Molecule: messenger RNA, 4305 nt
Organism: Pseudophryne corroboree (corroboree frog)
Lineage: Eukaryota; Metazoa; Chordata; Amphibia; Anura; Myobatrachidae
Gene: RBL1
Product: RB transcriptional corepressor like 1
Exons: 23
Coding region: 303-3560 (1085 amino acids)
Biological process (GO): cell differentiation; regulation of transcription by RNA polymerase II; negative regulation of G1/S transition of mitotic cell cycle
Cellular component (GO): chromatin; nucleus; transcription regulator complex
Molecular function (GO): RNA polymerase II transcription regulatory region sequence-specific DNA binding
Source: RefSeq, a predicted model, not a curated record
CAUUACAUUCCCCCCACUGGAAUUUACAUGUAGUCCCCCGUGCUGUCACCUUCCUGCCCCGGACAGCCAAGGAAUAUACUGCAUAUGAGAGCACCAGGGAUAUAACUGGUGUAUUUGGGCUUGGGUGGUGCGGCGGAAGGAUACCUUGCACGGACAGUAAGGAAGUGAGACUGUCCACUUUUCGCGCCUUUUUGGCUACGCAAGGUGUUGUGGGAAAGAGCUGGGCACCGGCACCAGCUGCUCAGGACAGUGAUUGCGGCUGCUGUAGGAGUGUGGCCGUGACCGGCGCAGACACCGCGGGGAUGCAGAGGGAUGAAACCGACCCGGAGUCCUCUAGCUCCUCGGACGGGGGCCCCGGAGAGCGGGUGCGGGAGCAGCUGGAGGUUCUGUGCGGGGAGCUGAACCUGGACCAGGAGACGGCGGCGGAGACUAUGAGCAACUUCACCAAGACUUGGAGCACGUACAGCCUGGAGGGGGAAGUAAAGCACUGGUUGGCAUGUGCUUUAUAUGCUGCUUGUCGAAAAGGUGUAAUUCCAACUGUUGGAAGAGGUAUCAUGGAGGGUAAUGGAGUGUCCCUUACACGUAUUCUCCGCUCUGCCAAGUUAAGUCUGAUACAGUUCUUCAAUAAAAUGAAGAAGUGGAUGGACAUGUCUAACCUUCCCCAUGAGUUCAGAGAACGAGUUGAAAGGCUGGAGAGAAAUUUUGAAGUUUCCACUGUAAUCUUCAAGAAGUUUGAACCAAUAUUCAUGGAUAUAUUUCAUAAUCCUCAUGAAGAGCCUCCAAGACUCCCCAGAAGCAGAAAGCAAAGGAAAUUGCAGUGUAAUGUUAAAGACCUCUUCAACUUCUGCUGGACCUUAUUCGUAUAUGCAAAGGGCAAUUUUAGCCGAAUAGGAGAUGACUUGGUUAAUUCUUAUCACUUACUUCUGUGCUGCCUGGACUUGGUUUAUGUUCACACUUUGCAAUGCCCCCAUAAAGAUGAUUUGCUGAAUCCAUCAUUCAAAGCAAAGCUACAUGCUUCAGAUGACUGUGAUGAGGAUCUCCCUUGCAUUAUCAGUUCACUGUGUGACUAUUACGAUGGACUUACAGUGGAAGCCAAAGGAAUUAAAGAGCAUUACUUCAAACCCUACAUCUCCAAGCUGUAUGAUAAAAAGAUUAUUAGAGGAGACUGCUUGUUGGACAUCUCAAGUUUUACAGACAACAAUAAAGCCUUGAAUAAAGAGUAUGAGGAGUAUGUCCUUACAGUUGGAGACUUUGAUGAGCGGGUGUUUCUUGGAGAUGACGCGGAAGAGGAGAUUGGGACCCCCAGGAAGUUUGUAGCAGACCUUCCUGUGAGCAACUGCACACCACGGAAACAGGUGGAAUCGAAUCUCCACCAGCAUUUUGAGAAGAGAAAAUCCUUUGCUCCAUCAACACCACUGACUGGUAGAAGAUACCUGAAAGAGAAAGAGGCUGUGAUCACUCCCGUAUCAUCAGCAACACAGUGUGUGAGCAAGCUGCAGAGCAUGGUGACUGGACUUCGAAAUGCUCCUAGUGAACAUCUUAUAAAUGUUUUUAAAUUAUGUGCUCGCAACCCCAUGGAUAAUAUAUUGAAUACUGUGAAGGACAUUGGGCAGCGGUUCUGCCAUCAUUACACUCAACCAUUUGGAGAUCAAACUGGUUCUCAUAUUGAUUUUGCUGUUAAUCGUUGGAAACUGGCAGAGAUUUUGUACUAUAAGGUCUUAGAAUCCAUUGUUGUCCAAGAAAUGAGGAGACUUCACGGGAAAGAUUUGACGGCUUUACUGGAGCAAGACCUAUUCCACCAGUCACUGGUGGCCUGCUGUCUAGAAAUUGUGCUUUUUGCUUACAGUUCUCCCCGUACUUUCCCUUGGACGAUUGAAGUUCUCAAUUUGAGUCCUUUUUAUUUCUACAAGGUCAUUGAAGUCUUUAUCCGAUCAGAGGAUGGCUUGUCACGAGAUAUGGUAAAACACCUUAACAGCAUUGAGGAGCAGAUCUUGGAGAGCCGUGCCUGGACAAGCGAUUCUGUUCUAUGGGAAUUGCUGCAGGCAUUUGAGAAUGUUCCAACUUGUGAAGAGGUUAUAAUACCAAGCAAUUUUGAAACUGGCAAUGAAGCCGGCUUAGGCCAUCUACCUAUGAUGCCAGCUUCACCUAUUAUUCAUCCUCGUCUGAAGGAAGUACGAACUGAUCUUGGAGGCUCUUCCAAGAGAGAUUCCCAACCGCUGUCUCCAUUGUCUGUUCACGAACGAUACAACUCUCCAGCUGCUGGUAGCGCCAAAAGGAGACUAUUUGGGGAUGAUUGUCCAAAGGAGUCACCAGUAGAGAGGUUACACACCACACCUGAAAUUACCAGAAUAAGAAUUGUCCCAACCCAGCCACCUGAACGUAUGUGUGUGUCUCCAGACAAAACUUUGUAUGGACAGAGACUGACUUUACCUAUAACAGGUACACAUAAUGAAAUUGCCUAUCAGCCUUCAAUAUUGCUGAAGACACACAGUGAAAAUGGCCCCUUGACGGCACAGUCCUUGAUUAGUCCCACAAAAUGGCAGGUUUGCAGAACACAAGACACAUGCCCAACUUUGGCCAGCAAGCCCAAGAGAACAGGGUCUCUUGGUUUGUUCUUCAGAAAGAUGUACCAUUUGGCCAGUGUUCGCUUAAGAGAUUUGUGUCUAAAGCUGGAUUUGUCGAAUGAUUUGAGACGCAAGAUUUGGACUUUAUUUGAAUACUCCCUGGUUCAUUGCACAGACCUAAUGAAAGAUAGACAUCUUGAUCAACUCCUCCUGUGUGCAGUCUACAUCAUGGCAAAGGAUCCAGACAACGAGGGCCUGUGUGUCCGUUGCUUUGCGGCUCCUCCACGGGAAACGCCUUCAGCUACGUCAACCACUCAAGAACCAGCUUCAGUUACUACAUUGACACAGAUUACAAAAGAAGAACAGCUAUUUCAGGACAUAAUGAAAUGUUACAGAAAUCAACCACAAGCACACAGUCAUGUGUAUAGAAGUGUGUUACUGAAAAGGGUGCAUCAAGAUCAGGAAGAAGGUGUUGGAGUCAGCCAAGAUGUGGAAAUGGUUGAUUGUGACUCCAAUGAGGCUCCGCCCUUCUCGACAAAUUCUGACAGUGGUGCUGGCGAUCCAGUGGAAAGAGGAGACUUGAUUACAUUUUAUAACAACGUCUAUAUGGAACGGGUGAAAUUAUUUGCACUAAAAUAUGCAGUCACCGCUAAUGAACAUUUGCCUGCAGCUCCACCGCUGUCCCCAUUCCCCAGCAUCAAACAGCAAGUUGUCUCUCCCCGUCGUGUGUCCCAACAGCAUUCCAUUUAUGUUUCUCCGCACAAGAAUACGAAUUGUCUCACGCCCUGCACAGCACUUCUAUAUAAGUUUAAUGGAAGUCCUUCUAAAAGUUUGAUGGAUAUAAACAGCAUGAUUAAACAAGAACAGAGGAGCAAAAAACGAGCAAUAACCAUAGACAGUGACUCUGAAUCUCCAGCCAAGCGAUUAUGCCAGGAAAAUGACGAUGCUCUGCUAAAACGCCUUCAGGAUGUUGUGAGCGAGAGGGCAAACCAUUAACUGCUAUUUUUCUUUCUGUAUGCAUUUUAAAUCCUAUAUAUUGUAUGCUUCAAAAGAAUAGGGAUAUUGCUGUCCAGUAAAAUCUGUGCAAGGUGAUAAGUUACAUGUCUUUUAUUUUACAAUCUUUUUGGUUCAUUAGAACUCUUCCGAAAACCAGGGAUUUCUGACCCAGUUUUGAGUCCGGUGUAAUGAUGGACAGAAAUUGUUUUCUUGAUGUAGUAAUCUAACGCAUCUUGGACAUUCAAUUUUUUUUUAGUAUUUGAGAUUUCUAUUUCAAGUUCACUGCCUUCUGCAUGUUUUAUUUAGAUCAUAGACACAAAUUGGCAUUCAUUAGAUAAAGUAGUGCUCUCGCUACACUCUGCUAAUAUGAAGUUUGUCUAAUACUCAUUGGUGUCACAUUCUUCAUGGUGGUUUAUCAGUGAUUUUUCUAUAGUGCCAACUUUUUACAGUUUUUACACAAAACAGUUUAUUUAAAGCUUUAGAAAACUUAAAUGUAAUCCUCCUGGCAAACCCCUUCUGUUUUGCAUAUUAAGUGAAUGUUGUGUAGCAUCUACACACUUUUUACGUAAUUUUUUUACGUAUUAACUUUUUAUGAGUUGUAUAUAAUUACUUCAUUUACACAAAUGUCUUUUUGGUAAGAUUCUUACAUGGAUUGGUAUCUGAAAGACACCCUUUAAGUCUCUCAGUGUUCUUGUGUCAUUUGUACACCUUUGUAUAUAUGUACAAUAAACUGUACACUGCUUUA